Molecule: messenger RNA, 2891 nt
Organism: Toxotes jaculatrix (banded archerfish)
Lineage: Eukaryota; Metazoa; Chordata; Actinopteri; Toxotidae
Gene: pigt
Product: phosphatidylinositol glycan anchor biosynthesis, class T
Exons: 11
Coding region: 9-1952 (647 amino acids)
Biological process (GO): attachment of GPI anchor to protein
Cellular component (GO): GPI-anchor transamidase complex
Source: RefSeq, a predicted model, not a curated record
AGGAAAAGAUGGCAGCUCACAGGUGCAGCUAUUCCGCAGUGCUGUUUAUUCUUUGUUGUUUGUCGGUGUUUAUCGUCACGGAGAGUCAUGAAACGACAGUAACGGGUGAGCACCGUGCCGCUGCGGUGGAUAAUCCACAAAACGACACCGAAACAGCGCAACAAGCGGCCGAGCAGCCCGCGGUGGAGGAGAGGCGGUGGGAAGCCACCGAGGUUGAAGAGGCGACUCCGAAUGAAGCUGCAGGCGACAAACAGGACACUUCUGCCCCUGACACCGUGGCCCCCUCAUCUGUGCCUCGGCCAAAAGAUGAUUUCCAGGAGGAGCUGGUCAUCAGACCUCUGCACUCAGGAGAUAUUUAUGCCAGCUUCCAGUUCCGCACCCUGUGGGAAACUGACUUCAUGAGAGGAAACAAAGUCUCCCACUACCGGCUGUUCCCCAAGUCUUUGGGCCAAGUCAUCUCCAAAUUCUCAGUACGAGAGCUGCACAUCUCCUUCACGCAGGGCUACUGGAGGACCAUGCAGUGGGGCCAGCCCUUUCUGCCAUCCCCUCCUGGGGCUGAACUCUGGGUAUGGUUCCAGGACUCUGUGACAGAUGUGGAUGGGACAUGGAAGGAACUGACGAAUGUUUUGUCGGGGAUUUUCUGCGCUUCGCUUAACUUCAUUGACUCCACCAACACUGUUCAGCCCAGUGCCUCCUUCAAACCGCUGGGCAUAGGCAAUGUGACAGACCACCGCUUCCUUCGCUAUGCCACCCUCCCAAGAGAGAUAGUUUGCACAGAGAAUCUGACACCGUGGAAGAAACUCUUGCCGUGUGGAUCCAAGGCUGGUCUCGCUGUGCUGUUGAAGUCAGAGAAACUCUUCCACAGCAGUUUUCAUUCCCAGGCAGUGCACAUCAGACCCGUGUGUGAGGACUGGCAGUGCAAAACCACAUCCUGGGAGCUGCGACAGACGCUGAAUGUGGUCUUUGACCUGCACACCUCUGGACAGGGCAAACGAGAGUGGUCUCUGUUCAGGAUGUUCUCCCGGACCCUGACCGAAGCUUGUCCACUGGCCUCAUCCAGUAAAAUCUACAUCGACAUCACAGACAACACUCAGGGGGAGCAGUUCGAGCUGAGCCCGGCCACUCCUCUGCUGACCCAGGCAGUGGUGCUGGGGGACAGACGGACCUACUCCGUCUACGACCUGACCCAACAAAUCACCUUUGGCACCGUGCGCUCCCUCAACCUGCUGAUCCGCUGGAAAUCCAGUGAAGGUGACAUGCUGCGGCCCCUGCUCCACGCUGAGCGCUACGUGGCAGGUUAUGGGCUGCAGACGGGAGAGAUUCACACACUGAUGUACAACAACCACCCGUACAGGUCUUUCCCUGUGCUGCUUCUGGAUUCAGUGCCCUGGUAUCUUCGGCUCUACAUCCACACCCUCACAGUUACCAGCAAGGGAAAGGACAACAAGCCCAGCUACAUCCACUACCAGCCGUCUAAGGACCGUGUGAGGCCCCACUUGCUGGAGAUGCUGGUCCAGCUUCCUCCCAACUCCUUCACCGAGGUCACCGUGCAGUUUGAGAGGGCUCUGCUCAAAUGGACUGAAUACACCCCUGAUCCCAACCAUGGCUUCUACGUCGGGUCUUCAGUAAUCAGCUCACUUGUGCCAAGUAUCGUCGCCAUGGAUACAAACAGUACCCGGGAACGCCCGCUUUUCAGCAGCUUUUUUCCCUGUAAAGAGGAGUCGAGCUACUUUGUGCGCGUCUACACAGAACCUCUGCUGGUCAACCUGCCAACUCCAGACUUCAGCAUGCCUUAUAAUGUCAUCUGCCUGACCUGCACUGUGGUGGCUGUGGGCUAUGGCUCCCUCUACAACCUACUGACCCGGAGCUUCCAGAUAGAGGAACCCAGCCCAGGACUGGCCAAGCGUAUAGCCAACAUCAUCCGCAAGAUGAGGGGCGUGCCGCCGCUUUGAGGCUGGACGCCUUUGCCAACUGGAUCUGGCUUUUAGAGAGGAAGUGAUAUUCAAGGAAGAACUGAGUCCAGCAUUGGUAUGAAUGUUGACUGUAUUCACAGUCAGGUUGAAGGUUUUGUUUUCAAAUGGAAGGGGAUGAAUAACUUUUUUGAACAAUAACAUAUUCAGGAUCAUUUCCUGUUGGUUAAGGACAAAAACAAUUGUGGGCAUUUGUCUACUUGAAGGUUUGUUAUUGUUUGACAGGUAGAAGGAGCCAAAGCUGUGGAGUAUGCAGCAGUGGUAACUAAAUUAUUGUUUUGUGUUUGAUUAUUUUUGUUUUGCGGGUGUUUGAAACCAUAACUCCACUCCAUCAUAAUAUGGCCACACUCUCAGCGAGGCAUUUUACCACUGUGAGGAAAGCGAGGGAAAGUUAUGUUUCUACAAAUGCACUAUGUCUGAGGUCUGUAAGUCUGAGUCCAGACAGAAAAAGGACGGUCACGUUUGGUCUCAUGUUACGUUCCUGACCUGUUCAUUCCCAUAACCCUGCAAGGAAAGAUAAAAUAAAGUGACCCAGAAUGUCACAUUUUAUCUAAUCUCAGGUGUGUCAUACAGGCAUCUGGGUUUCCUAGAACCAGAUUUACACUACACAGCAUUAAGGUGGAACAAUGGAACAAUGGAACAUACAGAGGUAUUUCCUCCUCAUUUAAAGUUCCUGGUGUGUUUGUAUUAUCUCACACGAGUUCUGAAGGGAUUUCAUUGAGAAAAGAACACAUGCCCACAAAAAUACCAAAAAGUGACCGAAACCAACAUUUUUUUUUCUAAGUUGAACUUGUCCCUGAGAAACCACCCCACAUGUCUGGAACUACUUGUUCUAUAAAAAAAAAAAAAGGAACAGCCCUCUUACCAAAUGUUUAUUUUGCACUCAUUAUUGAAUGCAUGCUUGAAUGUUAAAUGCUGUUG